This is a messenger RNA of Erigeron canadensis, 1635 nucleotides long. Its product is annotated as tetratricopeptide repeat protein 5-like. The transcript is spliced from 13 exons. NCBI's taxonomy places the organism in Eukaryota, Viridiplantae, Streptophyta, Magnoliopsida, Asterales, Asteraceae. Gene Ontology annotation, molecular function: protein binding. The record is from RefSeq and is a predicted model, not a curated record. The coding region runs from base 23 to 1297 and encodes 424 amino acids.
CACAAACACACAGACACACAAAAUGGAUGUAAAUCUCGUAAGUGAAGAAGAUGCAACGACAGAUUUAGUGAUGAAGAAAGCAGCAGAAGCUGCAGAAAAUCUUUACACAAUCAGAGACACUUAUUUCCCCUUAAACCCAGAUGACAAAAUCUCCAAACUUCAAUCUCAAUCUCAAAUCGCUCUCAACCUUCUUGAUUCCAUCUCUCCAGAACAAAGGAAAUUGCCUACACAACGUGCAAUGUAUGAGUAUUUGAAAGGGAAGAUAUUGGAUGUGUUUCCUGAGUAUACGAAACAAGCCGAAGAUCAUCUUUCUAAAGCUGUCAAGUUGAAUCCAUCUCUUGCAGACGCUUGGCUAUGUUUGGGAAAUUGUAUUUGGAAAAAGGGAGAUUUAACUGCAACUAGAAACUGCUAUACCCUUGCUUUAAGCAAGGGUCCAAAUAAAAGGAUACUAAGUCAAUUAUCAAUGCUUGAAAGACGAUUGGCUCAAGGUGCGGAUAAUCAGGAGGAAAUUGUUGCUGAAAGCAUCAAACACGCAAAGGAGGCUAUUGCUUUAGAUGUGAAAGAUGGGAAUUCAUGGUACAACCUUGGGAAUGCCUGUCUCACAUGUUUCUUUGUGACGGGGGCAUGGGAUCACAGCAAAUUACAGCAGGCGCUCAAGGCAUAUCAAAAUGCUGAGAAAGAUAAGAAUACGAAGUCAAACCCAGACCUAUUCUUCAACUGUGCUACUGUAAAUACAUAUCUAGAGAACUAUCAGAGGGCACUUAGUGGAUUUGAAGCAGCUGCCUCGAUAGAUCCUUCCCUUAAUGCCGCUGAGGAAGUUCAAAAGAUGAUUAAUCUUUUCGAUAAAUUGGACAGUUUGUUGAAGGGACAAAUUAAGGCUAAGCGACUGGCUUCAUUGACUUCAUCUCUCGCGGAAGUUCGAUUGAACCCAUCUUACAAGAGGGCCACCAUCGAUAAUUUGUCUGAUGGUCUUAACAAGACAUUUGCAGUUGUGGGGAAGGUACUGUUCUUCGUCAAACAUGAGAAUAAUACCCCCUUGUUUUAUCUGGUGUGUGAUUCGAACCAGAAGUGUUUUGUCCUCACAGUAUACGGGAUAAGCAACGAUGCUAUUAAAGAGGGUGAUCAAGUCACACUUUUGGAUCCAAAUUUUCGUAUCAAUGAAUUUUCAUGGAAUGAAAAGCGGUAUGAAUUCAGAUCAGUUCGUGUGGAUUUUCUUGAACAAGUACAGAUAAAUGGAAAACCCGUCCCCCCUCACUAUUCUGUUCGCUCAUCAAUUUAUGCACAACAUAAACCUUGAAGAUCAAUAUAUGCACAACAUAAACCCUGAAGACUCUGUAUUUUGUAUCCGACAUGGAGGGACAUUAGAAGACAGAUUUGAAGAACCCGAAAAUACUGUUGCAAUCAUAUGUAAAGAGCAUAGGAAUGUUAGAAUUGUAUUUUUGGUUUGGGCGGAAAUACUGAAUUUUGUUUGGUGAUCGAUUGGUGUGUACAGACAAUUGUUUGUCUAUAACUCUUGCAAAGUUAGAAUUCGAGAAUAGAGAGUUAGAGUUUGCUUCGCUUUAAAGGAAGUGGUUUGUAGCUUUUACAAGAACUAUGGUUGGUUUAAAUUGAGUAUUUGACUCAUGAUGUUGUUCA